AUGUCACACUCCCUGCCUCAACUCCCCUAUCAAUAUGAUGCGCUGGAGCCCUACAUCGACAAUAAGACCAUGUUUGUGCACCACACGGCGCAUCAUCAAGCAUAUGUCUCCAAACUUAACGAUGCCCUCGAGUCCAUCUUCCAGUCAAUCAAACAGCAGCCUGCGGUUAUUCGCAAUAAUGGCGGCGGCCAUUACAACCAUUCUCUGUUCUGGAGAUGGAUGGCCCCAAUUGGAGCGUCAAAUACGGCGCCAUUUGGCAAGUUGAAGGAGGCAAUUGACUCCGAGUUCGGAUCUCUGGAUGCAAUGAAAACCGACUUUACAAAUGCUGCUCUCACACGUUUUGGCUCUGGAUGGGCCUGGCUUGGUGUGCGCCCCGAUGGCACUCUAGCAAUCUCGUCGACACCCAACCAAGAUAACCCGUUAAUGAAGGGCGUUGUGGAAACGGAGAUGAUUCCGAUUCUUGGUUUGGACGUCUGGGAACAUGCAUACUAUCUCAAAUACCAAAGCAAGAGAAAUGAAUACAUCCAGCAAUGGUGGAAUGUCGUCAAUUGGGAUGAGGUUGUUGAGGGGUAUAACACGUUUGCCAGCCAUGGCAAGCCUGUCCCCAUACUCAAGCCCACUAGCGCUAUAUAG
Mitosporidium daphniae is the source of this 633-nucleotide messenger RNA. Its product is annotated as superoxide dismutase. Gene Ontology annotation, molecular function: metal ion binding; superoxide dismutase activity. NCBI's taxonomy places the organism in Eukaryota, Fungi, Microsporidia. The record is from RefSeq and is a predicted model, not a curated record. Gene Ontology annotation, biological process: superoxide metabolic process. The coding region runs from base 1 to 633 and encodes 210 amino acids. The transcript is spliced from 3 exons.